GGAUCACAACAGUGAGAAGAUGUCCUAUUUAAAGAAGUGGGGAGAAAGUAGGGGUUUGGUGCCCUCUGACGGAACCCUUGUGUUUGUGGACAACCAUGAUAACCAGCGAGGACAUGGUGCUGGAAGAGCCUCCAUCUUGACAUUCUGGGAUGCUAGGAUGUACAAAAUGGCUGUGGGAUUCAUGUUGGCUCAUCCUUAUGGAUUCACAAGAGUUAUGUCAAGUUACCAUUGGCCAAGAAAUUUCCAGAAUGGACAUAAGUUUUGGAUUUAUUCAAACUUAAUUCAGGACGUUAAUGACCGGGUUGGACCACCUAAUAACAAUGGAGCCACCAAAGAGGUGACCAUUAAUCCAGACACCACUUGUGGCAAUGACUUGGUCUGUGAACAUGUGAACAUUGAUGGCGUCAAAUAA
Messenger RNA from Psammomys obesus (fat sand rat), 412 nucleotides. RefSeq names its product alpha-amylase 1-like. NCBI's taxonomy places the organism in Eukaryota, Metazoa, Chordata, Mammalia, Rodentia, Muridae. The transcript has 4 exons. Bases 20 to 412 code for a protein of 130 amino acids. The record is from RefSeq and is a predicted model, not a curated record.